AAAAGCCAUAGAGCUGUGAGGUGACUUUCCUUUUCCGGUCGGGGCUGAGGCGGAGACGGGCGCCGCGCGAGGGGCUCCUCAGCGGUCUUGACGGCGCCCAUCAUGGCUUGUACUCGACCAUUAGUAUCGGUUUACUCCGAAAAGGGAGAGGUUUCAGGUAAAAAUGUCACUAUGCCUGCUGUAUUCAAGGCUCCCAUUCGCCCAGACAUUGUGAAUUUUGUUCACACUAAUUUGAGGAAGAACAGCAGGCAGCCCUAUGCCGUCAGUGAACUUGCAGGGCACCAGACCAGUGCUGAAUCCUGGGGUACUGGAAGGGCAGUUGCUCGUAUUCCAAGGGUUCGUGGGGGUGGAACUCAUCGAUCUGGCCAGGGUGCUUUUGGCAAUAUGUGUCGUGGAGGUCGCAUGUUCGCCCCAACCAAAACUUGGCGACGCUGGCACCGCAGAGUGAACGUCACUCAGAAGCGCUAUGCCAUCUGCUCUGCUCUGGCAGCUUCUGCCCUUCCAGCUCUAGUCAUGUCUAAAGGUCACCGCAUUGAAGAGAUUCCAGAACUUCCUCUGGUAGUUGAAGACAAAGUUGAAGGCUACAAAAAAACCAAGGAAGCUGUUCUCCUACUUAAGAAGCUGAAAGCUUGGAAUGAUAUCAAAAAGGUCUAUGCCUCUCAGCGCAUGCGGGCAGGCAAAGGUAAAAUGAGGAACCGCCGUCGCAUCCAGCGCAGGGGACCUUGCAUCAUCUAUAACGAAGACAAUGGCGUCAUAAAAGCAUUCAGAAAUAUCCCAGGAAUUACUCUUCUGAAUGUGAGCCAGCUGAAUCUCUUGAGACUUGCUCCUGGUGGCCACGUUGGACGUUUCUGCAUCUGGACUGAAAGUGCUUUCCGCAAGUUGGACAACUUAUACGGCACUUGGCGCAAGCCUGCCACCCUGAAAAGUAGCUACAAUCUGCCAAUGCACAAGAUGACCAAUACUGAUCUUGGAAGGAUCCUAAAAAGCCAGGAGAUCCAGAAGGCCCUACGUCCACCCAAGAAGAAGAUUCAUCGUAGAGUCCUUAAGAAGAAUCCACUGAAGAAUUUGAGAGUCAUGUUUAAACUGAACCCAUAUGCCAAAACUAUGAGGCGUAACACUAUUCUGCGCCAUGCUAAAAAUCACAAACUCAGAGAGGAGAAGGCAGCGAAAGGGAAAGCGAAGAUCCAAGUUGCAGGUGCUGAAAAGAGUGAAAGUACAGCAUAAAAAGCUGCUGCAUUUUUAUGAUUCAAUGCCCAAAAGAUGACAAUUUACUCAUAAUAAAAAAUAUAUACAAA
This is a messenger RNA of Thamnophis sirtalis, 1295 nucleotides long. It is a transcript of the gene RPL4, whose product is annotated as ribosomal protein L4. Gene Ontology annotation, molecular function: structural constituent of ribosome. NCBI's taxonomy places the organism in Eukaryota, Metazoa, Chordata, Lepidosauria, Squamata, Natricidae. The record is from RefSeq and is a predicted model, not a curated record. Gene Ontology annotation, biological process: translation. Gene Ontology annotation, cellular component: ribosome.